Messenger RNA from Phycomyces blakesleeanus NRRL 1555(-), 1731 nucleotides. RefSeq lists its product as hypothetical. The coding region runs from base 1 to 1731 and encodes 576 amino acids. The transcript has 5 exons. Lineage: Eukaryota; Fungi; Mucoromycota; Mucoromycetes; Mucorales; Phycomycetaceae. The record is from RefSeq and is a predicted model, not a curated record.
AUGCGCCUGACAUUAAUUGCAUGUGCUGUCGUUACAGUUGUCUCGGCAGUAAGCAUUAGAGAGCGAGAGCAAAGAAACACUACAUACAAUGUUGUCUCACUUGAAGGUGGCGGGGGUGGUGAACAACAAGAUGUGAGCGUCAUAGUCGACAAUAAAACGUACCCUCUCGUACCUUCAGAAGAGAUCCCAAUCCUCUACACAGGAUCUGCACCAGUUGCAACAAAUGGCUACAGCUAUGCCAUUAGCAGCGGACAAAACAACACAAAAGUCGAACCUUUUACUCGAAAUCCAACCAAUGAGCCUGCUACUCCAAAUGAAACCUUUGGCCGCUCAUGGAACACUAAAAAUAUUUCAAAACUUGAGCCUGUCUACCCACAUAUCAGAGCCAUGGACCGCCUGGAAACCCCUAUACACAUCGAUGGAGAGAUUCCUACGAUAUAUAUCUCUGGAAACCAGACUGAUUUUGACUACAUGCAUGAAAAUGUAUUUGAUGAAAUUACUGUCAAAGCAAACUUUUCAUACAUUAGUCCCAAAGAUACUCAAGUCAUCAAUAACAUUGAUUUCGAGUUAGCUGGACGUAGCUCACGUUGGUUCCCAAAGGUCUCUUACAACAUCAAACUAAAGAAGGAUGAAGAAGACGAAUUAUAUAACUAUCGACGUCUUAAGCUACGUGCUCUCCCCAACGACGACUCUUAUCUUCGUGAAAAGCUUGGCUAUGAUGUGAUCGAGGCAGUUGGUCUUGCCACAACCAAAUUCUCUUUUGUCAGAGUUGUUCUCAAUGACCAGCCUCUUGGAUUAUAUGGUCUCAUCGAAACUUUCAAGGACCCUUGGCUUCAAAAUGAGUUUGCUCACGGAGAUGAAAACUAUGAAAACGGUCCGCUGUAUCAAGGAAGCUACCUUUCUCCUGUGUCUUCCCGUGAAGGUCUGAUUUCGGAUCUUUCAUACUAUGGAGACAAUAUUACCAAGUACGAGCUUGGACAAUACAAGAUCAAGGAAGAUCCAGCAAAGGGCGAGCCUUCCUUCCAGCUCCUGAUGGACUUUACAAAGUUUAUUUCCGAGGCACCGACAAACACCUCUGAUGCUGUAGAGGUAUGGCAAAAGACCUUUGACACAGACAGUUUCCUCCGCAGUAUGGCUCUCGAAGUCCUUCUUGGUUUCUCGGAUGGAUAUGCAGCCACGGCAGAUAACUAUUAUAUUUACUAUGAGCCCAAUUCAUCCCGGUACAUCUACAUACCAUCCGAUAUUGACAUGACUUUUGGUUCUGGAUACUUGAACUUCUCUGCUAUGACAAGUGGCAAUUACUCUACUUUCCCUGGAUUAUACUCACGACCACUGAUUACCAAGAUGUUGCAAGUUCCUGGCUUCAAGACCCAAUUUGAGGACAUGUUACUCGAGAUUACUCAAAAGUUAUUUAAUCCCGAGAAACUCAACCCACAUAUCGACCAAUUGGCUGAAAUGAUUGCGGUUGAUGUCGAGUGGGACAAGACUCUUCCCCGGGUCUCCAAAAACCUUUUCUUCGCUGGUGCCGAGAAUCAGGGUCUUGUAGAUAUGGUGCCUUCCAAUAUGGACAGGAAUACUGCACUGGACUUUUACCAUAGAAUCGGAAACCCUGUUCCGUUAGAGGUUGCUAUUGAAGGUCCUACUGGUUACAUUUCUUUGCCUGGCCUCAAAGAGUUUAUUAAGAUCCAGAGCGAGAACACAUUGAACUUUUUCAACAAGAAGAAUCCAUAG